Molecule: messenger RNA, 3852 nt
Organism: Linum trigynum
Lineage: Eukaryota; Viridiplantae; Streptophyta; Magnoliopsida; Malpighiales; Linaceae
Source: the annotation of a GenBank genome assembly
CUCUGUUGAGCUCUCCUCUCCCCAAAAAUAAAUUCCUAACUCACAAAAGGUUGAGCGCUCCUAAAUCCGCUUCCUUAUCACCGUCGGAGCCUAGUUCGCUGGCCCUGCUACGAUUGAAAACACGACCACCAUCCGAAUCCUCCAUUAACAACAAGUCCUCCUGCUUCUUCCAAGAAAAUCAACAUCUGAAAUGGAACCACCCUCAGUCCUCAACCUUAUCGCUGAAUCGCUGUAAUGCGUCGUCGCUGCGUGUAGGUCUCAUGGCUCCGUGCCUCGCUGACUUGGCCGGAUUCAGAUCUUUGAGGUGAAUGCGACCUCUCCCUUGGCUCGAUUGCAGAUCAUUGUUCUUCUCUACUCUUAAUUGCAAAUCUAUUCUUUCAAUUUUUUCUGCUGCUAACCCUAAGUUCACCGACAUUAUGCAUGUCGACGGAGUUGUGGUGGCAAACACUGUUGCUGUAGAUUGGUGGCUGUCUGCAUCGUUCAAACUUCAUUGAGGUAGGUCUCUGGCCCAGAGUAGGCAGUUAAUAGCAUGAAGCCAUUUUUGCUCCCACAACUCUUAGGCGGGUAGUAUCCUGUUUUAUUGCAGUGGAGUUUAUAGUAUAGAGUAUAAUCAUUACCCUUGAUCUUCUGGCUAUAGCAUGCUUAUGGUUCUAGAUCUAGUUGGAUAGUGGUAAUAAUUCGUUGGUAUGAGCUUUAUCCGGUAGCAGGUAAGGAGAAGUUAAGUGCUUGAUUCCUGUAAAAGCUUGAGCCUCUUGUUCUUCUUUUGAUCAACUCGAUUAAAAAAACAGUACAACUUCUUCCUUUUCCUCCAAGUUUGGGUUAUUUUCAUUGAUUCUAAUUUGCCAAUCAAUAUUUUUGUUAUUUCACAGUAGGCAAGAGACUUUGCUUGACAGUUUCACCAGCUUAUUUACUUAAAUCCGGUUGUUGAGUUUGAAGGGAUCCCCCAAGGUUGAAUUCUUGACGAAGAAAGAGCCCUCUUACAUACAUUUGGCACAGGUGAAGUAUAUUUUCCCUGAAGCCAUUGAGAUAACUAAAGCUCUCAAGGUCAAUGAACAAACCGGCUCUAUGAUCCCUGAGCUCUGUGUCUCUCUGAAUGUCGAUUAUGUUGCGCUGGAGUUCAUAUUGGAGGAGAGCAGCCUUACAUGGCAUGAGGAGAAGUCUUUAGAAAUUGAUUGGCAGAUUUAUUUGCAGAUCACCCUGAGGUAAAUCUGCUCUAGUUUAAGCGGUUUUAAACUCAAAUUAGACUAGUUAAGCGGUUUUAAAGUCAUAAAUGGAUGUGUAAGCACGUUUAUUGAUUUUGGAACUUUAUUGUGUUUGGUACUUGUUUUUUAUUGAAGAUUUCUAGGCAUAAUUCAACUUAUCUAGAAGAAGAUAAUGCUGCCACUUUAAAUAUGGUUUUUGAGACAUGCGAAUCUGGAUUUUUUAGGAUGGUUGUGUAGUUGCUCUUUGUGAAACUUGAGAUUCACAACUUUCUAUAUUGGGCUACUAUAGGAGUUCCUGUGAAGAAUCUGCAUCGAGCUUUUUGUACUAUCCUAAAGGAGUGAAGUGGUAAGUUCACUCCUCGCCUAUUUCCUUCCUCUUCCUUCAAAUUUGCUUAUCAAGUUAGUCCGCCAAGUUACAGAAAUUUCUAUUUUGUGUUGAUAAACUUUCAUAACUUCAAUUAACAGACAGUGAAGUAUGUUAGUACCACAUCUAUCAUUAGAAAGAUAGGUAUCGAGCACUAAAUUGUACCAUCUAAAACAAAUUAUUGUUUCUUUGAUCAUGAAUCAUAUUAAGGAAAAGGAGGCCUGAGGCUUGAUCAUGGAUCAUACCAAUGUCAGAAGCUUUCUCGGUCUGUAAAACCUAUGUUCAUCAUCUAGAGCACUGUUGGUCAAAACUUGUUUGAAUCAAAGUUCACCAAUGAAGGGGGAUUUGACUGAGAUAUGAAUCAGUAUGAGUUGUAUUGUGCAUGCUCCAUGCAGGUCUCCCCAACUCUAACAUCACUUGUCAAUCCCACUCAUACCUUUCAACUGCUACAUUCCAGGUAUGAAUUAAUUAAUUAUUCUUCAUGUAGGGAAUUUGCUAUAUGUGUUACUUAUUAAUUGAAAGAAAGCUUCAAAAAGGGAUAACCCAUUGCUUUUCUUUCUUUAUCUCGUCCAGGAGUAUGGGCUGUAAAUAAUGUUGUUCACAAGUCACUACUUGGUAGGUAUGUAGGAGCAAGAGAUUGACUGGGUUUUGAAGCUUGAUUCCAUUAACGACGCCAUUAGCAGUCUGUGGAAGAAGAUAAACUUUCUGGUGUUCAUUACCUGGGCCUGGUGGUACAAAACAAGACCUGAAAAUGGGUAUAUAUGCAUCUAUGCUUUAACAAUGUGGACCAAAUAGGUAGAUGCAACAUGAAUGCAGAAAAAACAAUCAUCUUCUUUCAAGGAGCUUCUCCUUCUCAUUACAAGUAAAAAGCAUUCCCUGGGCUAUAUAUAAUCUGAUUUCACUCCUAUCCUGUCAUCUAUGAUUUUUUGUAUGCUUAUCGUUGGACAGCAGUGGCAUAGAGUGGGGGAAGCCAGGAUUAAGAGACUGCCCCCAUGAGACAGAUCCAGUACUACUAUCCACUUUAAAUCUCGCCAUUGAUGAUUGGAACCAACUUCUCUACACUACUAUUCUAGAUCAAGGUUUGGCACAAGCAUGAUUCUUUUAGAUCAGAUGUCAGUACAACUUGGUGUCAUUAAUUAGUAUAUUUAUUUUGAUGCAAGUACAAAUCAAAGUACACUGGUGGUCAAACUCAAAACUUGGUUGAAUCAAAGUUCAUCUUUUGGAGUUGCGCUGCUUUGAACCCAGCUUGGCUCAAGGCUAAUCAUAAUAGGCCCAUGGAUGAGACUUGUUGGUCCAACAUGCUAUCAAGGUUUUAUGCAGGUGUAGUAGUCUUUUCCUUAUGCAAGGCGUCAAGUUACAGCCACGGCAUGCUAUGUCUCCCAAUGAGACAGCUCGAUUAUAGCCAUGUUGGUGUGCAUCAAUCAACUAGGUUAAUAUCGAAUCCCAGAGUGCCAUCUAUAAAUCUUGAUGCAUAAUUGAGUUGCAUGACAACAUAAAGGUAACAAUUGAGGCUUCUAUUCUUUUUGUGACAUGUUUUUGUGCUAAAUUGUAAGUGAAACUAAACAAGAAGCUGAUUGUUAAUGAUAUGAUUGUGGAAUCCAUAGGGCAGCAAAGGACAAUGUUCAUAAAAACUCAAAGCACACUGAAUCCAUCAUCUCUAACGUUCUAUCCUAGGUAACCAGUGAUGGAAGUUGGAGUUCAGAUUUUCCAAAUGCUAGUGCAACCAUGACUUCUCAGCUAGCUAAAUCACUGUUUGGUAUUGAUGGUAAGCUUCUUUGAAAUGGUACCCCUUAGUUUUACUUGUGUGAGUUCUAAUUUCCAACGAUUCGUGUUCUAUUUCUUAUUCAAUUCCUUUCCUGACAUUCUUUGUUGCACAUUCAGAUGUUAGAUUGAUGAAAUACGUGACUGAUUGGAUUAUGAGAUUCUCUUUUGUGUUAACUAAUUGAACUAAAGAUUGUGUAUUAGACUGGAGCUAAUGUUUUCCCUAGAAUUGAGGGACUGAUCAUAUAUGAUAUUUGUUUGGUUGGCCUUGUAACAGGUUAGGAUGAGUUUCAAAAGAAAGUUGUGCAAUAUAUGGUGUGGGUGAUUCGGAAGAAAGCCAAGUUUGAUAUUGUGGUGCUCUUAAUAACUUGCUUUUUGCUCAAGUCUGACAUUAUUCCUUUGGUUGUGAGCUAUUUGUUGAGCUUAUAUUUUGUCAAUUUCCUUUUGAUAAUUUGUAAUGUGUACUGAGAAGGGAAGUUGGCAAUUUGUGGCACGGAUAAUACCUAAGAAAUGGGAAGGUGAUCA